AUGGCCCUUUGGCUGCUACUUCAUCUUACCUUCCUCAGGCUCGCAACCACUCAGUCCUUCGCCCAGGAGCAUGGCUUUGGUGCACUGGGCCCCAGGUCAUGGAGUAACCUCAACCUCCGUUUCUCAGUCUGGCCAUCCUUCAACCUCAGCUCACCCCAGGAGUUUCAGGAAAUCAUCCAGAUUCCGAACAACGGAAGUGCGCCCCUGCUUGUGGAUGUGCAAGUGUUCGUGUCAAACGUGUUUAAUGUGGACAUCCUGCGGUACACAUUGUCCUCCAAGCUGCUGCUUCGGCUGUCUUGGCUGGACACUCGCCUGGCCUGGAAUUCUACUGGGCACCAGCUGGGCACAGUCACAUUGCCCUGGGACUCACUCUGGACGCCGGGACUCGUUAUCCGGGAGGCGCUCUGGGUGAACUGGCAGGACCAGAACCCGCGGGCCCGGGUGGACCAGGAUGGCCGCGUCGAGCUCUACCUGGCCCUCACCACGGAAACCAACUGUGACUUUGAGCUCUUCCACUUCCCCAGAGACCAGAACGAAUGCAAGCUCAGCUUCUUCACUCUCAGCAACACUGUGAUGGAGCUGGAGUUCCGAGCCAGAGUGGUGAAUGAGAUCGUGAGUGUCAAGAGGGAAUAUGUAGUUCAGGACAUGAAAGCUCAGACCCCAUCCCAGCAGCUGGUGCCCUGCUUUGAGGUGACGUUGAGCGUGCAGAACACAGCGCUGAAGGCCAUCAUAGCGCUACUGGUUCCCGGGCAGGCGCUGCUGCUGGCUGACUUGUGCGGGGGGCUGCUGCCCCUUGGGACUGAGCGCACUGCCUACAAGGUGACCCUGCUGCUGAGCUACCUGGUCUUCCACUCCUCCCUGGUGCAGUCCCUGCCCAGCUCCUCCUCUUGCAACCCGCUGCUCAUUUACUACUUCACCGCCCUGCUGCUGCUGCUCUGUGUCAGCACCACCGAGACCGUGCUGUUGGCUGGGCUGCUGGCCAGGGAAAACCUCAGGGCUGAGAGCAGCCCCAGCUCAGCCCCGAGGGGAGAGCAGCAAGACUGCGGGAACCCAGGGCAUAGUCCUGAAGAAGCCCUCAGAGGAGUAAAGGGGUCAAGGAGGAGCCAGGCUGAGUUUGCCGACCACAUCUUCUUCCUGGUGUAUGUGGCGGGGGUGAUGUGUGGCCAGUGCAUCUUUGCUGGCCUCUGGAAGUGGGUGACGUGCCAGGCUGACCCAGCCCCUGGAGAAGCCGCACAGCACGGCGGGCAGCCCAAGCUGUAA
This is a messenger RNA of Camelus dromedarius (Arabian camel), 1260 nucleotides long. RefSeq names its product zinc activated ion channel (gene ZACN). The record is from RefSeq and is a predicted model, not a curated record. Lineage: Eukaryota; Metazoa; Chordata; Mammalia; Artiodactyla; Camelidae. The transcript has 8 exons. Gene Ontology annotation, molecular function: acetylcholine-gated monoatomic cation-selective channel activity; serotonin-gated monoatomic cation channel activity. Gene Ontology annotation, biological process: monoatomic ion transmembrane transport; chemical synaptic transmission; regulation of membrane potential. The coding region runs from base 1 to 1260 and encodes 419 amino acids. Gene Ontology annotation, cellular component: neuron projection; synapse; plasma membrane.